Molecule: messenger RNA, 1740 nt
Organism: Recurvomyces mirabilis
Lineage: Eukaryota; Fungi; Ascomycota; Dothideomycetes; Mycosphaerellales; Teratosphaeriaceae
Exons: 4
Coding region: 1-1740 (579 amino acids)
Biological process (GO): transmembrane transport
Molecular function (GO): transmembrane transporter activity
Source: RefSeq, a predicted model, not a curated record
AUGGUACUUACGCAGCCAAAGACUCCUCGCCAACCUCGCGAUCCAAACAAGUUUCCGACCGCACAGCUUGCCUUGCUUGCUCUUGUACGGGUCGCCGAGCCCGUUGCACUCACCUCCAUCUUCCCAUAUGCCUGGCAGCUCGUCCUCGACUUCCAUGUCGGCGAUCGCGCCAAUGCCUCGUUCUAUGCUGGACUUCUCAUCUCCGCCUUUGCUUUGGCGGAGAGCUUUACGGGAAUGUACUGGGGUGGACUUUCGGAUAAGCUAGGUCGUAAGCCGAUUCUUAUUAUGGGCUGUUUCGGCACUAUUGCCUCCCUUCUUAUCGUCGGAUUCUCUUCCAACUUCUGGAUGGCUCUUCUUGGCCGCUUUGUUGGUGGCGCGCUGAACGGGAAUAUAGGUGUGAUCCAGACGAUGGUUGCUGAACUAGUCGUGAACCCGAAGCAUGAGCCGAAAGCCUAUGCGGUCAUGCCAUUCAUCUGGUCAGUUGGUAUCAUUAUUGGACCAGCAGUCGGCGGCUACUUCUCGACACCAGCGAAGAACUUUCCUGGAACGAUGCUUGACAAUGCACUUUUGCGCUCAUUUCCGUAUCUGCUCCCCAACCUCAUCUGCACGGCACUGAUGGUGGUGUCAAUCAUCGCAGGUUGGCUGUGCUUGGAAGAGACCCAUCCGGACAUGCAAGGAUCGGUACAACCCUUUACAGCUGACGAAUCCACGCCGAUCAGACAUCGACCCUCGGUCGUCGCAAUACAAGGAGCCAUGACCAUGCCUGCUGUCAACCUCACGCAGCCUGAAAGCUACGGCACCUUCAACCAAGUCAGCGAAGAAGCCGUCGACGUCGAGUGGAACAUUAUGCCGAACGGUAGUAGUCGACCAGCCAGUGUCACUAGCGGAGGCAGCCAGAAGUGGGCCAGCAGGCGGAUAAUCGUGUUGAUGGCUGCUCUUGGUAUCUUCACAUAUCACUCGAUGACUUAUGAUCACUUGAUGCCCAUCUUCUUCCAGGACGCGCGAGUGCCCGUAGGCGAGGAGAUGAUGGCGAUAACCGCUUCAGCCAUCGGCACCAAGUAUGGCUCUUUCGCAGGCGGUCUUGGUCUGACCAUCCAGCAAUGCGGUGUCAUAUUGGCAUUCAACGGCAUCAUUGCACUUUUCGUCCAAGGGAUAGUCUUCCCGCUCAUGGCGAGUUGGCUCGGAAUAUGGAGGAGCUUCAUCGUCGUCACGCUACUACACCCGAUUGCCUACUUUCUAGUACCCUGGCUUGCAUUGCUUCCGGAGAAUCUGCUAUAUCCUGGUAUCUACGCCUGCCUGACAGUCCGCAAUGUGCUCUCAAUCGUCGCGUAUCCGCUUCUCCUGAUUCUGAUUAAAGAGGCCUCGCCAGAUAGAAGUCUAGGCAAGAUCAACGGUCUUGCUGCCUCUACAGGAGCCGCAUGCCGCACUAUGGCUGCACCUAUCGCGGGUCUACUUUACGGUGUGGGCGACAAGAUCGACUUUACGGCUCUGGCAUGGUGGGCUAGUGCUGCGGUGGCUGUUAUCGGAGCGAUACAGGCCCUCAGCAUCAAGCAAGACUCCAGUAGACUGCAUCACCAAGUCAGGCCGGUCGCGCCAUGCAGGUGGAUGCCGGAGGAGGCUGGGCAUGACGCGCGGAAGUCUUCGAUCGUGAGGAUCAGAGUGGGUGGUGAUAGUGGGUAUGAGACUGAAGAUGAGGUGGAUGAGAGGACGCCUUUUGCCACUAGGGUGCCUCGGACAUGA